UGAUGAAGGGAGUUGCAGUGGUUUUCGUGGUGGUUCUAGCGGCGGUUUCGCUGGCGGCGUCGCCGGGGGAGGCUGUCUCGUGCGGGGAGCUACAGAGUUCCCUCUCGCCGUGCUUGUCUUACCUCCAGGCCGGCGGCGGCGAACCGAGUGAGUCGUGCUGCGGCGGCGUGAGGAGCGUGACGGGAAGUAUUCAGUCGACACAGGACAGACAGACGGCGUGCAACUGUUUGAAAUCCGCCGCCUCCAGCUACAACGUCCGUACAGACGUCGCCGCCAACCUCCCCGGAAAAUGCGGUGCCUCCAUCGGAAUGACCAUUAGCCCCAACGUUGACUGCAGCCAGUACGUUUUUCCGUGUUUCAUUUAAAUAUAAUAUUAUAUACAUAUAUAUUAAUCAUUUUUAAUUA
Erythranthe guttata (spotted monkey flower) is the source of this 405-nucleotide messenger RNA. RefSeq names its product non-specific lipid-transfer protein 1. Gene Ontology annotation, biological process: lipid transport. Gene Ontology annotation, molecular function: lipid binding. Lineage: Eukaryota; Viridiplantae; Streptophyta; Magnoliopsida; Lamiales; Phrymaceae. The record is from RefSeq and is a predicted model, not a curated record.